UUCGAUUCCCUUGCACGAGCUACAAGUUGUCGACUGCGUCUUUAUUUUUGCGCCGACAUCGAUUAUACCCAAACCCCCGUACUCAACGACCUUGAAGUUUUCUAUAUUAUAGCGCACUUUCUAGGGAAUCUCUCAAGACGAAUUGGAACAUGGCUCCUCCUAAGGGGGGCUAUGCUCCUAACUUGGAUAAGUUUCUCGAUACCCUAAAGAGUCGCCCCGUGGAGGCUUCUGUGGAAUCGCUCAUAUCCCUCCUUAAGCGACGGCAGAUUCGAGGAUCUGAAGCAUGCGCCACUGCUACAGCACAUAUCCUUUUACAAGUUGUCGCCAGGGAUAAAUGGACCGAUGUCGAUCAACUCCUUGGGCGCAUUCAGUUGGUCGGUAGAAGACUUGUAACGGCGCAGCCCCACGAAUUGGUUAUAGGUAAUAUCGUGAAGAGAGUCUUGGGUCUGAUCCGUGACGAGGCAUCCGAAGAUAGGAACGAAACAGGGUUUGACACACCUCCCGACGCGACGCCAGCGUUACCACCCUCGAUCGAGCCCCCCCACUUCGAUAGGCCACUUCGGCUCCCCUCACUAGUCGCUCUCGGAUCCUUUGCUCGCACGCAGUCAAUGUUCAAUCUCCUAUCCGACCCAGACUUCACUCCGUCGCCUGGCUCCACGCCCAAACUUCCCUCGGGAGCCUCGACGCCUCAACGGCAUCCACAAUCAACCAAUGUGCAGGCACUCCGAUCUGAAGUCAUUGACGGAAUCGAAGAAAUAAUGGACGAGAUCAAGCAAGUAGAUGAACAGAUCCAAGCUUACGCCGAGAUUGUAAUUCACCCAGGUGACUACAUAUUAGUCCAUCAACCUUCGAGGACGGUCCAGAAAUUCUUGACUCGAGCCGCUUCUAAGAGAAGGUUUACGGUGUUUCUGGUUGUAGACCCGUCUACAGCAUCUGCUCCCGAAGAUCCCUAUGCCUCCUUCCGAAAGUCAUUAUCGUCUGGAGGAUCGUCGGUCGUUAAUGUCAUGAAUAUCGGCCUCACGGCUUACAUGUCCAGGGUGAAUAAAGUCAUCCUAGGAGCUCGGGCGAUUACCGGCAAAGGCGGAGUAUUUGUCGAGUCCGGUGCCGCGGUCAUUGCACGCGCCGCCCACGAGCAAAAGAGAACAGUGAUUAUCUUAGGCGGCGUUUACAAGCUUAGUCCUGAUAGUCGGUUCCAUCACGAGGGGUCUAUCGAAUGGGGCGACCCCUCCAAAUACAUCAACUUCGCAGACGGUACCAUGGUUGGACAAGUCAGAGUGAAAAAUGCCAUCGCCGAGUUCAUUCCCAGCGAUCUUGUCAACACAUACAUUACCAACUUGGGCGCACACUCCAAAGACCACUUGCACUCACUUAUCGCCGAUCACUACAAGGACGAAGACAUGAACUUUGAUCUUUCUAGAAAAGUUCAUCGAUGAUGUGUCUUAGGACAUGAAUGCCUGGUCCA
Molecule: messenger RNA, 1462 nt
Organism: Hypoxylon fragiforme
Lineage: Eukaryota; Fungi; Ascomycota; Sordariomycetes; Xylariales; Hypoxylaceae
Product: nagb/rpia/CoA transferase-like protein
Exons: 3
Coding region: 150-1433 (427 amino acids)
Biological process (GO): translational initiation
Cellular component (GO): eukaryotic translation initiation factor 2B complex
Molecular function (GO): guanyl-nucleotide exchange factor activity; translation initiation factor activity
Source: RefSeq, a predicted model, not a curated record